AUGGCGGCCAACGCCGUCCCGGACACGCAACUGGGCCUCAGCGCCGAAGAAAUCCAGCUGCUGCGUCAGGGCCAGGCAGCGUUGGGCGGCGGCGGCGGAUCGACGAGCUCUCGAGCAGCCAGCCGCGCCAGCAGCCAGGGACUGCUGCUCCUCGACAGCUCUUCUUUGACGGCAUUGGGACGAUAUUUUGAUCGACUGAUGGCUGGCAUCGAACACAACAUUCGCUACCUCAGUGAGCAGGCGCAAAUGUUCACGCAAGUGCAGUACGACCGCGCCGGCAACAUCAUCGACGGCGCCGACGCCGAAAUCGCGCGCUACACAGAGAUUCUGCGUCAGCUUGACGAACUCGAGGUCGAUUUUGACAGAAUAUCCCACAUCAAGGACAUUGUCAAGGGAUAUCGGCAACGAGUCGAACACAUGGAGCGAGAACUGGAGACGAGUGGCUCGUCAGGUCGACAACACAAACACUCAUCACAUCGACCUGGUCAUUCGCACUCGCAUCGUCAUGGUUCCUCACACAAGCACAAGCAUUGA
Molecule: messenger RNA, 534 nt
Organism: Hirsutella rhossiliensis
Lineage: Eukaryota; Fungi; Ascomycota; Sordariomycetes; Hypocreales; Ophiocordycipitaceae
Exons: 1
Coding region: 1-534 (177 amino acids)
Biological process (GO): endosome organization
Cellular component (GO): BLOC-1 complex
Source: RefSeq, a predicted model, not a curated record